GCGGGUCGCGCACAACGACGUCUGGGGAACGCGCGCGCCUCCGCCGGGCCAGGCCGAGCGUCACUGCUGCUGGUGGCGUCUGAGGCUGAAGGCUUGGCGAGGAGGGUUUGCGGCGGCGUGUCGGGCUGUUGGUAUCGUGGCUGCCGAGGCCACCCGCUCCUGGUCAUGAGAGAAGAAAGAGUCCUGAAGCAGAGACAUCUUAGAGAAAAACUAUUUCAGGGCCAUGCAAGCCAGCUGUAGUCAACUGCAUGAUCCUCCAGGCACCGCAAGUGAUGAUGCUCCAGCCUCCCAGUGUGUUCACCCGUCAAGAUCGACAGAAGGGUCUUCUUUUCAUCCUGGAGACAUACAUAUCCAAAUAAACUCCGGACCUAAAGAGCAUCCUGAAAAUCCGAGCUCUAGAAAUACAAGGUCAGGUGCCUGCAGCUGUGCCCACGGGUGUGCACAUACUCGCUUCCGGAGUCACUCCCACAGUGAAGCAAGGCCUCCUGAGGACUUUGCCACAGAAUCUGGAGAACAUGGAAGUGGCUCCUUCUCAGAGUUCCGCUAUCUCUUCAAGUGGCUGCAAAAAAGUCUUCCUUAUAUUUUGAUUCUGGGUAUUAAACUUGUUAUGCAGCAUAUAACAGGAAUUUCUCUUGGAAUUGGGCUGCUAACAACUUUUAUGUAUGCAAACAAAAGCAUUGUAAAUCAGGUUUUUCUAAGAGAACGGUCAUCAAAGAUUCAGUGUGCUUGGUUACUGGUGUUUCUGGCAGGUUCUUCUAUUCUUUUAUAUUACACCUUUCAUUCUGAAUCACUUUAUUACAGCUUAAUUUUCUUAAAUCCUACACUGGAUCAGUUGAGCUUUUGGGAAGUUCUUUGGAUUGUUGGAAUUACAGACUUCAUUCUAAAAUUCUUCUUCAUGGGUUUAAAAUGCCUAAUUUUAUUGGUGCCUUCUUUCAUCAUGCCUUUUAAAUCAAAGGGUUAUUGGUACAUGCUUUUAGAAGAAUUAUGUCAGUGUUACCGAAUUUUUGUCCCCAUACCAGUUUGGUUUCGAUACCUUAUAAGCUAUGGGGAGUUUGGUAAUGUAACUAGAUGGAGUCUUGGGAUAUUGCUGGCUUUACUCUACCUCAUACUAAAACUUUUGGACUUUUUUGGACACUUGAGAACUUUCAGACAGGUUUUGCGAGUAUUUUUUACACGACCAAGUUAUGGAGUGCCUGCUAGCAAGAGACAGUGUUCAGAUGCGGAUGGUAUUUGUUCAAUAUGUCAAGCUGAAUUUCAGAAGCCAGUUCUUCUCAUUUGUCAGCAUAUAUUCUGUGAAGAAUGCAUUACCUUAUGGUUUAACAGAGAGAAAACUUGUCCACUGUGCAGAACUGUGAUUUCAGAUCGUAUAAACAAAUGGAAAGAUGGAGCCACUUCAUUGCACCUUCAGAUAUACUAAGUUGUACAAACUGUUAUGGCCACAAAACAUUAAUUUUAUCUGGUUAUGGUAACUAUUGAUAAAGGCAUGAUAAUUGAUUUCCAGGAGUAGAAAAAAAUGUGUCCAGAUGGUUUUAAGGUAUUAAGAGACAUGUUUGUAGUUCAAUUUCUUAAAGAUUAAGUGCAAGAGCCAUGUGUUUUUGAAGUAUAUAUUAAACUUAAAAAGUAUACAAAUUUAUUCCACUUAUUUGACAGAUAAUUGCAGUGUUAAAUUAGAAAUGGUUUUUCUUGUUAAUAAUACCAAAACAGCAAUUAGCAACUAGAACUAGCCACUUUAAAGGGGUGCAGGUACUAUUUCCUGACAUGGUUUUCAGAGUAAAGAUUUUGCCUAUUUUAAGAUACAUAGUAUCUGAAACAAUUUUCUUCAUCAGACUUUUAUAAUCCCCAUUCUAAAAAUGCUUAAAUUUUUCAUAAAAUUGUAUUUUUCAAUGAAAGUUCUAAAUGCUAUAUUUUACCUAUAACAAUCACAUUUUCUAAGUGAAGAUUUAUUGAUGAUAUAUUUUAAUACUGUAUUAUGCUUUAUGACAAGCAAUCAGUGAGAAUAAAUGAUUUAGAUUCAAUCACUUUGUGGACCUCAUAUAUGUGCUUCUUGCCGUCACCUGUACUGUUCAGUUUUGUGUUGACCUCUGACCUCUACACACAUGCACAUACACAAUAGUAUUUUAAAGAAUGGUUGUAAUGUAGUGACAUGUACCUUUAAUAACAGGACUUAGGAGGCAGGGGCAGGAAGAUCUCUGAGCACCAAAGAGAGAGAGAUACUACUAUAUUUUAUAAACUGGUAACUUCUGGGCUGGCAGACUAGCUCAGUAGAUAGAGAUGCUUGCCACCAAACCCAAUGAACUGACUUCUCUUGUCUUCUGACAUUCACAUGCAUGCAGUGGCCACAAACCUAUGUGUAAUAACUUUUUUUAGAGGUAACUUCAGUUGGAGAAUUUCUGUACACCUUAGCGUGAUAUGAAGGCUUCAGGGAUGGUAAGUUACCACCCGAAGUGGUUACCAUAUACUAGACAUUAUAUUUGCUACAUUUGAGCACUACAUUAUUUUGUGUGUGAACAUUACAUUGUCAAAGGUAGCUAUGAGGUGUAAGUAAGCAAACUAUUGAUUAUUAAUAUACAAAAAGUAUUCCCAUGAUUUUUAUGUGAAGUUAGAUUCCACAUAGCUUGCUGCAUAUUUUUAAAAGGAAAGAAUUCAAGUGUAUUCAAAAUAACAAAGAUGUUUAACAUUUACUACAUAAAGUCAACACUAAAAUUUGUUAUAUAUUUAAUAGCUCUAAUUUCUCAGGAGAAAGUUUUAUAACUAAUUGUUUCAUACAAAAGUAGUUUAUUAAAUAUGAGACCAUGAACAUAUCUAACAUGUUAAUGAAAAAUAUACACCUGGUAUGUAUACUAUAGUAAAUAUGUAUACUUUUUCUCUCAGGUAAUAAAAAAACACUUCUAUUUUAUGUUCAUUCAAAUUUGCAUUUAAUUUCUAUUUACAUUCAUUCAAUCUGAAAUCAAAUAUCUUAAUACAGUAAACUAAAUACAAGAUGAAAAGCAGAAAAGGUGUUGCCCUUAUAGCACUCGUAAUAAGGCAGCUGAAGAACUAUUUAAUAGAUGCAAAGCCAACUUGGGGUAGAAGCGAACACAGUUUAAAGAGCAAACACUGUCAGAAACCCAUCUUCCAGAUGCUUCUCCAGAGAAUCCAGGGAAAUAAUACUUGUGCUGUAGUGUUAAGAGUCACAUGAGAAAAGUACUGUAUUAAUCAGCAACAGACCACAGGUCCUACGUGAUGAAUAUUAUGACUGUUUUGUCCACCAGCUAUUAUCUGUCCCUACAACAAAGGCAGAUGUUUUGGGUAUUGACUCUUUUAGAUACCAACCAUUUUCAAAGCCUCAAAAUCCAUCCUUCAUAAAUUCAACAAUUCUCAUGGGAAUUAUCUUCAAUCUAGCCCUUGUAAGCUAGGAAAUACAACUAACUGAAUAGUUCUUAAAAGGUCCUAUAUUAAUUAUGAUAUCCAAGGCUCACGAUGUUAAUACUAAGAUGUUUUGUUUUUAAUUGUUAUCUAUAGUACAGAAUGUUGAAUUUAUGGAGUCUCACACAUGCAUCCUCCUUUCCCUAAAUCUCAAACUAUCUUCUAGCUCAAAAACAGUAUGGGAAAAAAAAAAAAAUCCUUGAAGUUAAGAUCAUAAAAGGGAAAGAAACAUAAUUUUCCUAAAGGUGUGGUUCAAGUUCAAUAAUUAAUACACUGUUAAUCACAGCUGGUUUAUAAAUCCCAGUUUAGUUAUUCUGUAACACUACAAACCUUAAAAAACAAAUUUAGUAAACUUCAGUUCAUUUUAAUUAAAAAAUGGCAUGUAGAAAAUAAAAAAAUAUCCUGUAAUAGCUGAUUUUAAAGAAAAUAAUCAGAUAAUAAAAGAAAAAGCACUUCAUCUUCUUUAUACACUUACCUGGUACAAGCAUGAACACCUCUCUUAUAAACUCAAACUAGUAUUAACAUAUACUUUAUGCUUCAGUUUUUACAAAUAAAUACAGAGUAGGCCAUAUUGCAUAGGCGUGUGCUUUCUGUCUGUGACACGCAUGUGACACCUGACAUGUUUUCACAGUCAUAGUAGGAAUAUCCAUUAUGAAACAGUUUCUCAAUCAACUUGUCACAGCAUGAGAAAUCAAUUUCACUUAAUGUUGUGAUAGAAAAGCUAUACAUUAUUGUGUAGAUGGAAGGUGUAUAAUUAAUGCUUUCUACGCAAAAAAGCUGCAGUACUUGCCACUAUUGCUGGCACUACUACAGUUAAACAGUUUAAUUAUGGGGCAGUCACAGUGCACAUAUAGCAACUAGGGCUGAGGAGGAACUGUUUGGUGUAAAAGUUUUAUGGAAUUUGGCCAGGCAGUCAACGCUAUAGUCAGUAAACACAUUUGGAAACAGAUAUCAGAGUAGUACAAGCCAUUUGCAGUCUGAAAUAAUUCCUAUAUGCAUCACCAUAGGUGGGGUUUUUGGGGGGAAGGGGAGUCUGUUUUUAAAGAUACCACAAACUAUCAAAAAACAAAGAACUUUACAAUUUCUGCCUUUAAUCAUCUCCGCAGCUCGUCGUUUACUGCUGCAGUCAGAGAUCCAGGAGGGAGAAUUAGAUGAUAUAAAGCGUCUCUGUCCAAAGAUGGAGUUAUCAAUUCUUUCAUUUACUGCCACAAUUGAAAGAUUGUAUUUCCAAUCAUCUGUCAUGACUUU
This is a messenger RNA of Alexandromys fortis (reed vole), 4653 nucleotides long. RefSeq names its product ring finger protein, transmembrane 1 (gene Rnft1). The transcript is spliced from 9 exons. The record is from RefSeq and is a predicted model, not a curated record. Gene Ontology annotation, cellular component: endoplasmic reticulum. NCBI's taxonomy places the organism in Eukaryota, Metazoa, Chordata, Mammalia, Rodentia, Cricetidae. Gene Ontology annotation, biological process: positive regulation of ERAD pathway. The coding region runs from base 224 to 1417 and encodes 397 amino acids. Gene Ontology annotation, molecular function: ubiquitin protein ligase activity.